AUGGCAGCAGAGAAUCAAGACACAAUUGAAGAUUCGAUUAUCUGUUAUAUAUGUCAUAGAGUCUAUGAUGAUCCUCGAAUACUACCUUGCUCACAUACGUACUGCCGUAAAUGCUUAGAGGAAACUGCAUUGGCCAAUAAGGAUCAAUUCGAGUGUCCAUUGCAUGAAGGAUUUACCGUUUCAAAAAAUACAAUCGAAAGCUUACCAAUCAAUCGAAUUAUACGUCAUCUGAUUAACAUUUACGGUUCUCGUCAAAGUCCAAUCGAAUGUUCGAACUGUCAUUCCGCUGUAAGUGAGUAUCGAUGCGAUAAAUGCGAAAAUGAAACGUUCUGCUCUAAAUGUUAUCAAACUGUUCAUAAGCCACCUGUAAUGCAAAAGCACCAACAAAUGUCCGCGAAUGAAACAGCACUAAAGGUCAACUUCUGUACUUCACAUCGAGAUGAGAAAGUCAAAUACUGGUGUCUGACUUGUUCGCAAUUGCUUUGCACCGACUGCAUAUUGCUCGAACAUAAAGCACAUCAAUACAAUUUAAUACCGAAAAUGGUUCAAGAAUUGGAACUCAAGAUCACAAAUAAUUUAAACAAUAUUCAAAUGUUAGUUGACGAAAAACUAAAUCAAGCCAUUGAAUGCAUAAAUGAAUAUGGUAAUAUAGCUGACUCCUAUCGCAAACGAAUUCAGGAUACGAUGUCGUGUUUACGUCAGGCUAUCGAUGAACAUGAACAGGAUUUAUUAAAUCAAAUCCUAAUUGUAGAAAACGAACAAAAGAAUCAGAUGGAAGAAUACAAACUUCGAUGGAAAUAUGAACCAGAAAAUGUUCAGAUGCACAAGGCAAUGUUAGACAUGCUCUUACUAACAAAAAACUAUGCAAUCUUAUUAAAUGGUUCACAGGAAUUUGAGGAUUAUGUCACUAGAACGAACGAUGUAUUAAAACAAACGAGUAUACCCAUUGCAAGUUACUAUGAAUUGAUUGAACUUGAUCAGCUUGAGGCGAUUAAGAAAUACAUUUUUCACUGUGGACGAUAUGUAAAAACUAAUAACUGUCUGUUGGUAAGAUCAGCUUUGAAACAACAUUCAACACAAGAACAUUCAUCAGAUUCAACUGUGCCAGACAUUCAUGUAGCAUUAGUUGAACUGACAAGCAAUGAAUAUCCGAAUGUUAUGUAUUUACCUAAACAACAACGACAAAAGCGACUUUGCCGUAAAUAG
Molecule: messenger RNA, 1206 nt
Organism: Adineta ricciae
Lineage: Eukaryota; Metazoa; Rotifera; Eurotatoria; Adinetida; Adinetidae
Source: the annotation of a GenBank genome assembly